AUGCGAUAUCUAAAGGGAACUGCAGAUUAUGUGCUAUGCUAUCAAGGUUCAGAUUUGCAGCUAAGAGGUUACAGCGAUGCCGACUGGGGCAGUGACCUAGAUGAGCGUAAAUCAACAACUGGGUAUGUAUUUCUGCUCAACAAUGGCGCCAUUACAUGGAGCAGCAAGAAACAACCUUGUAUAGUUUUAUCCACCAUGGAGGCAGAAUACAUAGCUUGUUCUGCAGCAGUUCAAGAAGUUGUUUGGUUACAGAGGUUCCUCAAGCAUUUAGACAUUGGCACAGAUACUUCAAAUCCGGGAGACAGGGGUGGAUUUACAUUUAACAGACGGGAUGAUAUGGGCGAUGAGCCUAGUCCUAUUUUCUCAUUGCUCCCGACUCACCAUUGGGUUGGAUUUCAUUCAAACUGGGUUCUACAUAAUGUGGAUGAAAUUCGUGACUACAUAGGGAUCUCUUGCAAGGGUUUUGAAGAACAAUUUAAAGCUCUACUUACAACUAUAGAGGAGGGACAACCUUUUCUGGCUAGAUCCUUCUUGGAAAAAGUAAGGGAUCUAAAGAGUUUGUCUUGUUUAAUCAAUUAUGAUGCAAGGGAAGGUAGUGCAAGUAAAGGAAGGCACAAGGACAGGGCCAACAGUGAUACAUGA
This is a messenger RNA of Carya illinoinensis, 642 nucleotides long. RefSeq lists its product as uncharacterized. The transcript has 2 exons. Bases 1 to 642 code for a protein of 213 amino acids. Lineage: Eukaryota; Viridiplantae; Streptophyta; Magnoliopsida; Fagales; Juglandaceae. The record is from RefSeq and is a predicted model, not a curated record.